CUACUGCUAGAUAACCACCGAUGAACAGGGAAAUUCCUUCUCUCACUACUAAUUCCCCGUCCCGAUUACUAUCUCUCUCUAGCUCUCCAUUUUCAGACCUCGAGCAGACCAUUGUUCAAGGCAGCAAUUUGAACUGAAAAAUAAUGGGGCCCUGUAAAAAGUUGAAGCUGAAAGAAUAGUUGUUACAUUUUGUGUUUUGGGAUUUCAAAUUUCUAAUUUGAAUUGGUUAUUGAUGAAGUGAAGCUAUUUAGGUCCCAGCCACUAGGCAGCAGAACCUUGAAUGGUGGUGCCGUCUUCGGUGGCUGGAGAGAUGGAACAUUCUUCUUCAAGUUCGGGAAUCUAUUUUCAAACAUUUGGGCAGUCUCAGGUAGCAGGGAAUGCUCUAUUCAGUUCAAAAUUUGGGAACUCAUCUAAAUUAAUACAUGGAAAUGCGUGUUCCAACGGUGAUCUAGCAUCUGGGGAUGUCAGCAACACCGUUUCGAACAGCGUGGCAAGCUCCACUCCAAGUAUUAGGGCAAGUUCUUUGGUCACUGAUGCCAACUCAGGGCUUUCGGGAGGUCCCCACUUACGUAGAAAUUCUAGCUUUAAUACAGAAUCUCAUAUGCGCUUGCCUGCAUCACCAUUGUCAUUCUCAUCUAACAAUAUUAGCGUUUCUGGCUCAUCUGUCAUGGAUGGAUCCUCUAUUGCACAACAAAGCUUCAAUCAAGACCCAAGCUCUCAACAGACCCAGAGAAGUCAGCAACAUCACGGAGCUUCCAGUGCCACUUCUUUGCCUAUAUCACGGAUGGAGCAUGUUCAGCUUCUUGGUGAUCCAAUGGCUCCUAGUUCAUAUAUUCACGAUUCCAGUUGUAUGUCUCAGUUACAAAAGAAGCCUCGGUUAGAUAUCAAGCAGGAUGAUAUAUUACAACAGCAGGUUCUUCAACAACUGCUUCAGAGAAAAGAUCCCAUGCACCUACCAAACCCCAAUCCUCAUAUGCAAACUUUGAUUCAACAGCAGAGGCUCAGGCAACAGCAGCAACAGCUCCUACAGUCCAUGCCUCCAAUGCAGCGGGUUCAAUUGCUGCAGCAACAACAGCAGGAGCAGCAGCGGCAGUUGCAGUUAAGACAGCAGCUUCAACAACAGGGCGUACAGCCUGCAUCUACAUUGAAUCGCCACUACGAUGGUGGUGUAUGCUCUCGGCGGCUAAUGCAGUACUUGUAUCAUCAGAGACAACGACCUUGUGAUAACCCUAUUGCCUACUGGAAAAAGUUUGUGGCUGAGUAUUACUCCCAACGUGCGAAGAAGAGGUGGUGUCUGUCCUUGUAUGAUAAUGUGGUGCAUCAUUCACUUGGAGAAUUUCCCCAGGCAGCUAAGGAUGCAUGGAAGUGUGAUAUUUGUGGUUCAAAAUCUGGGAGGGGAUUUGGUGAGUUGUAUGUUUUGAAGUUCGAUGUUUUUGAAUAUCAUAUUAUUUUCUAUUUGCAGGUACCAAGACAGGUGCUGAUUACUUCUGUGUUAGAUUAAAAGGUUAUGCCCUUGUUUGGUGCCAAAUAAAAUCUAGAUUUUAAUUUAAGUCAGUGUCAACAAUUAAUUUCAACCACAUAUUUUAUGAGUCUCACAAUUUUUCAACAACAUAUUUCAUCAACUUCUAUCAAAAUUUACUAAAAAUUUGAUUUUAAUCCCUAUUAAACAGACACUAUAUAUAGUCAUAGUGCUAUCACUAUCAGUUCUAGGUUCUUUAGUUACCAUAUAAGUAGUAAGCUAAAAUAAGCCCUUGUUUGAGCCACAUUAUUUUCCUUAAAAUGUAUUUUUGAAUAGUGUAUUGAUGAA
Messenger RNA from Olea europaea var. sylvestris, 1807 nucleotides. RefSeq names its product probable transcriptional regulator SLK2. The record is from RefSeq and is a predicted model, not a curated record. The coding region runs from base 281 to 1501 and encodes 406 amino acids. Gene Ontology annotation, biological process: positive regulation of transcription by RNA polymerase II; negative regulation of transcription by RNA polymerase II. Lineage: Eukaryota; Viridiplantae; Streptophyta; Magnoliopsida; Lamiales; Oleaceae. Gene Ontology annotation, cellular component: transcription regulator complex; nucleus. The transcript has 4 exons.